AUCUUUAUCUGGUCAUUUUGUGUUUAGUUCUCAAGCCUUUUUUAUUUGGACUAUCUAUGAUCUUUGAAAAGAAAUAUGGAUUCUCACACAUCCAGGACACAAGCUUCUUUACACAAGACUUUGUUGGAGUAUUCUGCCCGUACUCAAAGGCUCAAUGAACAGACCAUCUCUUAUCUGCACCAGUUGACUAAGGACAAUGAACACCUUCGCAAAGCCAAUGAGCACCUUCGCAAAGCCAAUGAGCAGUUGGAAAGGCAACUACAAGACAUGACUAUCGACUGUCAUUACCAUGGAAGAUGUGCACUGUCAACUCUAAGCCUGGAAGCAAAAGAACCAAACUCUUCCUUGGUGCCUACAACACCUGCCCCAUCUGUUCCUAUUCCAUCAUCUACCAUCACAUCGGGUAGUCGUGCUAAGCCCCCGUUUGAUAUAGUGGUUUUGGGAUGUACGCCAAGAAAAUGGCACCUUAUGCUAAUGAUGAGAGGGUGCUCAUUCAUUAGCUUGCAGAUAAUUACCAAGAAGAGUAAUGAGACCUUCAAGGAAUUUGCUCAACGAUGGAGAUCCAAAGCAGCUAAGCUUCAAUUGCAAUACACUUCGGCCUUUAAGCCUACCACCUAUCCUCAGAAGAGGCCAAACUUUAAUACUCAAGCUUUGACUAAGCAACAAUUCCCAUCGACUAAUAGGGCAAGGCAAUUCACCAAGCUUCCAAUCCCUUACAAUGAGUAUAAAAUUCAAGAUCUCAUCGACGAGGGUAAACUUCAGCUUGAUGCUAAAGAAGUCGAGAGCACUCCGAACAUCACUCGAAAUCCUUUACCACUUCACGAUGUAGGCACAAUGAAUAUGGUCGCCCUUGAUGAAGUUGAAAAGCUCGUGUUGGAGAAUGCCAGUUUUUGGUCUCUUGAUGAAUUGUUUGCCAUUUUGAUAAAGUAUGAUUUGAUUCAACCGAUUGUGCAAAUGAGCUUGAAUGUUUCACGUGUGACGAUUGAUGAUGCCUUGUUUAAGGAAGUAGCUGUGGAUGAUAUUAUUGAUGAAGUCUAUUCUGAUCAUGAGGAAGACUAUUUUGGCUUCAACAACCUCUUUGGGCCAGCCAACAUGACAGAUUCUAGGGAAAGGUGGAAGAGGAUGCUCGUUGAAAGGGCAUCCAUAGAGAACCACCCCAGCUUCCAUCUUGUUCAUCAUGUGAAAGCUCCAAUGGGUUCACAUGAGUCUAUGCUUCUUGGAAUAAGGGAAGAAGAAUCACUAUGCGACUCAUGGAGAAAUUUGACUAUAAAUGCUUUAGAUGAGGAAGAAUUGGAAUUUAAUAGGGGAGUUUCACUAAUCAAUGGAAGCUUUCAAGCUAAUUGAACAGCGAAACUUCACCUUGUAGCUUUCAUCUCUGAGUAAAAGGAGUCAGCCUCUAGUAGUUUUGCUUGUGACUAUGUGAAGGGAGGGAUUCCACAAGCACCUUUAUAUUUUCUAAAAUUUAUGUUAUCAUACUUCUAGUAUUCCCAUGCUUUCCUUUUCAAUGAAACAUGUUGCAAUCC
Rubroshorea leprosula is the source of this 1523-nucleotide messenger RNA. The record is from the annotation of a GenBank genome assembly. NCBI's taxonomy places the organism in Eukaryota, Viridiplantae, Streptophyta, Magnoliopsida, Malvales, Dipterocarpaceae.